GUGCUUUGGAAAACAGAUCAAAUGUUCUUAAAUGCAAGUUUGAUGACAAAAUAGAGGCUACUUCUGCCAUGAUGUACUUCCAUUACUAUGGACAGCUGCUUCAUCAACAAAAUAUGUUGCAAGAUUAUGUCAGAACAGGAACUUAUUUUGCCGCAAUGAUUGAAAAUUGUGCUGACUUCAAUGGCCGCAUUGUGGUGGAUGUUGGCGCUGGUAGUAGCAUCCUUUCCUUAUUUGCUGCUAAGGCUGGUGCCAAACAUGUUUAUGCCAUUGAAGCAUCAGAAAUGGCAGACUAUGCUUGCCAACUGGUUGCUGGAAAUCCAUCUAUUGGGAACAGAAUAACGGUCAUCAAAGGUAAAGUGGAGGAGGUGGAAUUGCCUGAGAAGGCUGACAUUUUGAUUUCAGAAACAAUGGGCACCUUGCUAGUCAAUGAAAGGAUGCUGGAAUCAUAUAUCAUUGCAAGAGAUAGAUUCCUUGUCCCAAAUGGAAAAAUGUUUCCUUCAAUUGGGAGAAUACACGUGGCACCUUUUAGUGAUGAAUCUCUCCACACUGAAAUUGCUAUUAAGGCCAUCUUCUGGCAGCAAAAGAACUUUUUUGGAGUUGAUCUCAGUCCGUUGCAUGGAUCAGCAUUCCAAGCAUAUUUUUCUCAGCCUGUUGUUGAUGCGUUUGAUCCAAGGUUGCUUGUUUCUCCGGCUACAUUCCACACAAUUGAUUUUACUCGCAUUAAGGAAGAGGAGCUAUAUGAAAUUGACAUCCCACUGCAUUUCACAGCCUCAGUUGGUGCGAGGGUGCAUGGGCUAGCUUGCUGGUUUGAUGUCUUGUUUGAUGGGAGUUCUGUUCAAAGAUGGCUAACUACUGCACCUGGUGCUCCUACCACGCAUUGGUAUCAACUGCGUUGUCUCCUUUCCCAGCCAAUAUAUGUCUUGUCUGGUCAAGAAAUUACUGGACGAUUUAAUCUAGUUGCCCACAGUGCACAAAGCUAUACAAUUAAUUUAACCAUGUCAGCUAAAAUGUUUGGGCCUGGUGCUGAUCAAGGAGGAAUACUACAGACUUCUUCAUGCAAAAUCAACCUUAAAGACCCAUAUUAUCGCAUGGCUCAAAGUCCAAACUAUGUGUGGAAUCAAGAUCAGGAACUGGAGGAAGGAAUCGAUCCUCAGGAAAUCAUUCAAACACCUGAAGAAAUUGAUCCCUGCAUCAUUCUUCAGACUGCGGACAGUCCUGAAGCUUUGUUAAACCUAUAAAUGUGCAAUUUUUUUUAACCCCCACAGCAGUGCAUAUUCCACUAUAUGUAUCUCUGUAUUUGAUUUAUCUUCCCUCCCUCUCUCCCUCCUAAUCUUCCUUCUAUAUUUUCUUCCAUUCCUCUUCGCUUUAUUUUCUCUAAAAGCAUGGAGAGAAUGGUUGAAAAAAUAAAAAAAAAAUAAAAAAAAAUCUAGCCAAGGUUGUAAAAUCACCAAUAAAUUCUAAAACUAUUUAUCUUCUGUAGAGCUGCCUUUGAAUCAGUAAAAUUGAAAACAUUUCUUUUAUUUUUA
Molecule: messenger RNA, 1526 nt
Organism: Dendrobium catenatum
Lineage: Eukaryota; Viridiplantae; Streptophyta; Magnoliopsida; Asparagales; Orchidaceae
Product: probable histone-arginine methyltransferase CARM1
Biological process (GO): peptidyl-arginine methylation
Molecular function (GO): protein-arginine N-methyltransferase activity
Source: RefSeq, a predicted model, not a curated record